AUGCGUUCGAUCUCGCUCAUCCUCCUUGCCGCUACCUCGAUGGCCCUUGCGGCUCCCCUGGGUAAUGACGUCCCUGCUGAUGCUGCUCAGGCAGGCGCUGGUGUUGGUCCUGGCCCAGCCCCUGGCGCCGGUGUUGGAGCUGGACCCGCCCCAGGACUUGGACCUGAUACCGGUGCCGGCCCUGCUCCGGGACCUGGAGCUGGACCUGCUCCUGGCCCUGGCGCUGGACCUGCUCCUGGCCCUGGCGCUGGACCUGUUCCGGGACCUGGCGCUGGCCCUGAGCCUAAUAUUGGUCCUGCUCCAGGACCUGCUCCUGGUGCCGGUCCUGCUCCUGGCGUUGGACCUGCUCCUGGACCUGGCGCUGGACCUGCUCCGGGACCUGGUGUUGGCCCUGAGCCUAAUGUUGGUCCCGCUCCGGGACCUGGGCCUGCACCUGGGCCUGAUGCCGGCCCUGGUCCUGCUCCGGGACCUGGUGUUGGUCCUGGUCCUGCUCCGGGACCUGGCGCUGGCCCUGAGCCUAAUAUCGGUCCUGCUCCAGGACCUGGUCCCGCUCCGGGGCCUGGCUUUGGCCCUGGUCCUACUCCAGGACCUGCCGGUCCCCCGGGCCCUGAAGGCCUUGCCGGUCCCCCGGGCCCCCAUGGUGCUGAUGGCUUCCCUGGUCCUGCUGGUCCAGUCGACCCUAUUGGUUUUGCUGGCCCUGCUUUCCCUGCCGGCCCAGGGCGGUUCCCUGGCUUCGACGAUUUCCCAGGCGUGGGUGGCUUUGGGGAUGCCCACUUUGCUCAGGCUAUCAUCGAUAGAGUCAACCACCAGAUCCAAGACGGUACCAUUAUCCAGAUCCAGCACUAG
Molecule: messenger RNA, 846 nt
Organism: Linderina pennispora
Lineage: Eukaryota; Fungi; Kickxellomycota; Kickxellomycetes; Kickxellales; Kickxellaceae
Exons: 1
Coding region: 1-846 (281 amino acids)
Source: RefSeq, a predicted model, not a curated record